Anthonomus grandis grandis is the source of this 1936-nucleotide messenger RNA. Its product is annotated as adipokinetic hormone/corazonin-related peptide receptor variant I-like. The transcript has 8 exons. The coding region runs from base 422 to 1564 and encodes 380 amino acids. Gene Ontology annotation, molecular function: peptide binding; vasopressin receptor activity. Gene Ontology annotation, cellular component: membrane. The record is from RefSeq and is a predicted model, not a curated record. Gene Ontology annotation, biological process: G protein-coupled receptor signaling pathway. Lineage: Eukaryota; Metazoa; Arthropoda; Insecta; Coleoptera; Curculionidae.
ACAAAUUUUCCAACUAAAUUAUUUUUAAUUAAAAAUAAUUUAUUUACCGGAAAACGUUAACUGUGUUUAUAAAUUAUAUAUAUUAACUGCCAAUGAAAUAUAUAAAGUAUAGAGUAAAAUAAAACGAGUUCUAAAUUAGUCCAAAAUUAUGUCAAUGUUGCUAAUUAAGAAUUAAAUAUGUAAAUCCCGCAAUAAGCUUCUUGCCAGGAAAACCAGACCAAUGUGGCAAUAGGGCAAUCGAACGAGAAAACUACAGGUUUCCCCCGAGUUUCUCAUUCAGUAGGUUCUCAUUCAAAGUCUCGGUUUGGUUGAAACGCGAGUUUCCCAAAUAGAAAGUUAAUUUAACGAAGAUUAAACCGGAACUGACUGUUGUGAACGAUGACAUAAAACUAGUUAGGAGUUUUAUUACUUAUACCAUCAAAUGAAUUUAUCCGUAAUGCCCAAUGCCACUACGGAAUUCUGGAUGAGAAAUGAAACGCUACCGAUUUCAGAUCCGAAUCAUAACCAAGCUACGAUACCGAUUAGUUUGCCAAAGAGCCAACUCUACUCCAGCCGGAAUAUUCUUAUUAUCCUGAUGUACAUGAUCCUGUUUUUCGUUGCCGGAAUCGGGAAUUUGACGGUUUUUAUUUCACUUUUUCGCUCGAGACACCGAAAGUCCAGGAUUUCGUUGAUGAUCCGACACUUGGCCGUAGCAGAUCUAAUUGUAACUUUUGUAAUGAUACCGAUUGAAGUUUGUUGGCGACUUACUGGUCGAUGGUUGGCAGGCAACGUAGCAUGCAAAAUGGUGCAAUUCGUACGCGCUCUAGGACCUUAUUUGAGCAGUAACGUAUUGGUCUGCAUUUCCCUGGAUCGCUAUUUUGCGGUUAUGCAUCCCCUUCAAGUCAAUGCCGCCAGAAAAAGAGGAAAAAUGAUGUUAAUGGUCGCCUGGGGAGCCUCUUUGACCUAUUGUGUGCCCCAGUGCUUCGUUUUCCAUUUACGGUCUCACCCGCUAAAUCCAGAUUACAAACAAUGCGUGACCUUCGGAUCAUUUCCCAACGAGUUUCUGGAACUGAUUUAUAAUCUGUCCUGUUUGGUCUUUUUGUACUUUAUUCCGUUAACGGUCAUCAUUGUGUCUUACAGUUGUAUACUCGCUGAGAUUUCCAAAACGUCCAAAGCUCACCGAGUUAAUAAUUCAAAAGAAUCAAUAAAGAACUCCAGUAACAAAUUAAGACUUAGAAGAUCCGACACCAAAACUAUAGAGAGGGCAAGAAGCAGGACUCUAAGAAUGACCGUUAUAAUAGUUGUCAUAUACAUUUUGUGCUGUACGCCCUACACUGUUAUGACUUUAUGGUACAUGUUUGAUAGGACUACAGCGGAGCAAAGCCUGCCAGUUUUAGUACAAGAUUUUUUCUUUAUGAUGGUGAUCUCCAACAGUUGCAUGAAUCCGAUUGUUUAUGGCAGUUUCGUUAUUGAUUUUAAAAAGUUUUCCUGCCAAUGUUCGGAAUGCGGAGAAAAAACAUCAACCGAUUCAAUGAUACCCUUAAACUCUGGAAUGGUUAAAAAAAUCCCCAACAUCCCGAUAUAGCAGUCGAAUGGUACCGAUCGUUAUUUAAAGAGACACCCAGUAGAAUGUAUCAAUCGAUCGCCACUCUAUGCUAAGAACAAAUGGUACAGCGAAGUCCAAGAAUCGUCGAGUAGUUCCCAGAAAGAAAUGGCGUAUUUCUAUAGCGAACCUCUAGCUAAACGACUACCCUAUGAUGAUACAAGCGAUUUCUAUUAACAACUUAAUUGAUUCGUAUUAAAGAUGUAAUGAUCUACCUGUGUGCCAAACAUUAACAUUUUAAAAAAAUUGUAUAUACAUAAAUUUCCAUGUUCUUUAAUCUAUAGUUGAGCAAAAUAAAUCUUUAAAUGUUUUUCAUAUUUUUAAGUUUUGUAAAUAUAUUAAAUUAAGAAGUAA